AUGACAUUCACCGAACGAACCACGAGGUGCCUGGGCAUCAUCGCCCUUGUCCUCGUAUCAUGGUCGACGCUGGCCCAAGCCGCACCCGAGCCCGAUUUCCUUCUGCCUCGACAAUUGACGCAGACGCUUUGUUCUAGCCAAAAUACGGCUUCCAUGAGCGCAAAUCUCAGUAUAUGGCAAACCAACGGACUGUGCCAGGACUUCUGCACCGCCAAAAACUACGCCUUUGCCAUUGUGCAAUGGCAGUCUUGUUGGUGUUCAGAUGUUGCCCCAGCAGCCUCGACCGAAGCGGAAGUUAGCGACAAAUGUAACGAUAUCUGUCCCGGCUACGAUAUUGAGCACUGCGGCUCGAGACCCAACUACUACGGUUAUCUGGCCCUUGCCAAGAACCCUACCAGCACCGCGGGCAGCGGAGGCGACAGCACGUCGUCCCAAGCACCCUCUACAACAGCAGAUGUUCAAACAUCGACAUCAAGCAGGCCUAGAACGACUGUCCAGACGGUAACCGCCGAUGGAACCGUACGAACUGUCACCGUCACGCCGACUGCUACUGGAACCGAUGGAGCAACGGGCGCCUCAGAAUUGAGCCCCUCCAGCCAAUCGUCAUCAAAUGGACCGAGCACGGGUACCGUGGUGGGAAUCGUAGUGGGUGUUAUUGGCGCUGUUGUGGCCCUAGCAGGUCUAGGACUCUUCUUGUUCUUCAGACGACGGAAACAACGCCAGAACGAGAACGACAAGUACGAUGAGCCCAGCCAUCGGGGCAGUUCAGCUGGUAUGACCGGAUCGCCACGCAACCCUGAAAUGGUUGUCAACGUGGAUGGAGGACGAUGGGACCCCGACGCAACCAGCGAACAACGGAGAAGCCGACUGCUCGCGCACGACCCUCGCCUAGAUCCUCUCCCGAGGGGCUUGUACGUACGUAACAAGAGCGCCGAGAGCAUCAACACCCUACGCGACGACCAAGAUUAUUCCCGUAAGGUUCAUCAGCCGGUCCUGCGGGCGACCAACCCGGACCCCGAAUGA
Messenger RNA from Colletotrichum spaethianum, 1023 nucleotides. Its product is annotated as cell wall integrity and stress response component 4. The transcript has 3 exons. Lineage: Eukaryota; Fungi; Ascomycota; Sordariomycetes; Glomerellales; Glomerellaceae. Bases 1 to 1023 code for a protein of 340 amino acids. The record is from RefSeq and is a predicted model, not a curated record.